Messenger RNA from Antechinus flavipes (yellow-footed antechinus), 1728 nucleotides. It is a transcript of the gene ASMT, whose product is annotated as acetylserotonin O-methyltransferase. The transcript is spliced from 8 exons. NCBI's taxonomy places the organism in Eukaryota, Metazoa, Chordata, Mammalia, Dasyuromorphia, Dasyuridae. The record is from RefSeq and is a predicted model, not a curated record. Gene Ontology annotation, molecular function: O-methyltransferase activity.
AUGUUCACUGCCUGUGAAUUGGGAGUGUUUGAUCUCUUGGAAUCUGAAGGGUUCCUGACCUUCGAUGUCAUUGCUGAACGUUUAGGUACCAAUUCCCAAGGAAUGGAACAAUUACUUGAUAUCUGUGUGACCUUGAAACUUCUGAAGGUGGAAAUGAAGAAAGAAAAAGCUUUAUAUCAAAACACAAAACUUGCCACCCUGUAUCUCACCAAGUCUGGCCCUAAAACUCAGUACAAUAUGUUACUUUACAUGUCCAAAACUACCUACUCAUGCUGGAAUCACUUAACUGAAGCCAUAAGGGAAGGAAAAAACCAAUAUAUGAGGACAUUUGGUAUUCCAUCAGAUGAUCUUUUUGAAGCUAUCUACAGGUCAGAGAAAGAACUGGUAAAAUUCAUACAUGGCCUGCAUGAGAUUUGGAGUAUAAAUGGCAGAGAUGUGAUUACUGCAUUUGAUCUUUCCUCCUUCCCUCUCAUUUAUGAUCUUGGCGGUAAGUAUUAGCUAAAGAAUUAGGAAUUGCUUCAAACGUUCUAGAUGAGUUCUAAGAACCAAGGCAAAAAGCCAAAGCAUAAUGCUGGGAUUCUUCCUCUGUUUUUGUUUUGAGGUUGUUCAGGUGCCCUAGCCAAGGAAUGUAUCACCAUAUAUCCUGAAUGUCAAGUAACAAUAUUUGAAAAGGAAGAAGUGGUACAAGUGGCAAGGAAGCAUUUUCCAUUCCUAGAAGACCCCCGGAUCAGUUUCCACAUAGGGGACUUUUUCAGAGAUCCCAUUCCUGAAGCUGAUCUGUAUAUUUUGGCCAGGAUCCUUCAUGAUUGGGCAGAUAAUAAAUGCGUACAAUUGCUAAAAAACAUCCACCAUGCCUGUAAACCAGGCUGUGGUGUUUUAGUAGUUGAAACCCUUUUGGCUGAAGAUAAGAGGGGACCUUUGACAAGUCAGCUGUAUUCUUUGAACAUGCUGGUACAGACUGAAGGAAAGGAAAGGACUCCAACAGAGUACCACAAGAUCCUCACUCAGGCUGGUUUUCAAGAUUUUCGGUUCAAGAAAACUGGAAAAAUCUAUGAUGCAAUUUUAGCCAGGAAAUAAUUAUUUCCUAUCCCACAACUAUUAAUAUAAAAAAUAAUUUGAUUAGUCUUAGUGAACAUACAAUAUAAUCUACAAACUGCUUAGUGAAUAAUGGUAAACUACUCUAGGAAUCAAAUUCUUCCCUCCAAAAUGAAAGAAUAUCAUAUAGUAUUCUUAUAUGAUAGAUUCUCAGAGUUGGAAGAGAAGAUAGAUGUCAUCUAGAUCAAUCUUUACCUGGAGAAUGGAAGCACCAUUCUUAAUAGACAGCUAUCAGUUCUUAAAUAUAUCCUCUUACCUAUCUCUCCUUUACCUCCCAACCAGACAGAGAGAUAAAAGGAGAUUUGAAGGUAUCAUAGAAAAUAGUGAAGUAUGGAUAUCUAGAGUUGGAAGACCUCAGAGGUCACCCAGUUCAAUGUAUACCUGAAUAAGAAUCCUUUGUGCAAGAUAUUAGAGAAGUCAUUCAAUUUUUACCAUAAGACCCUAAAUGAGGGAAAACCCAUUAUCUCCAAAGACAGUUCAUUACAUUUUUAGUUUUCUCUGUUUGGGAAGCUGGUCUUUCAUUCAUUUUACCCUCUUCUCUUAUCCUUUUAUGUAACAUCUUUUGUGGCUCAAGUCUCUCAUUUGUAAAACAAUCUUAAUUCAUUGAAUAAAGAUACAUUAAAGAUGUUAUAA